AUGGCCUACUCAUUGAACUUGCAUGCACUAGAUCAUCAGACGGGCUCUUGGGAGCUAGGAGAGCAUACCAGUCCCUCUACAGUGAAUCCAUCGAGGAAGACGUUGCUUGCCGAGUUGAAGGCAUCCAACGCCAGAUAUGAAGGAUCACGAAAGAAUAAUAAGGCAAUUGAAUCGGAUGCUGAAAAAAUUAAUAAAGCCAUUAGAAAUGGUGAUAAGACGACGCUAAUCAAAGAUGAAGAGAUUGUAAGGAUUCUAACAACAAGAAGCAAGCCUCAUCUCGAGGAGGUCUUCAAAUGUUACUAUGAUGAUUUUGACAAGGACAUUGCAGAGGAUCUCGGUGAGGAAUCAGGUUUGAAGGACACAAUUUAUUGCUUGUGUGCUCCUCCAGUGUAUUUCAGUAAGAUUUUACAUUCGGCAAUGAAAGCUAAUGCAACCAAGAAUGAACAAGAAGCCCUAACUCGAGUUAUUGUAACCCGAACUAAUGUUGAUAUGAAGGACAUUGCUGAGGAAUAUAAUAGGCAAUAUGGAACUCCUCUGGCCAAGAAGAUUGAAGAUGUAGCUCUUGGAAAUUAUAAAGAUUUCUUAGUCACAUUGGUCCAAAGAGCUCUAGCUAAAUGA
Molecule: messenger RNA, 618 nt
Organism: Vitis riparia (riverbank grape)
Lineage: Eukaryota; Viridiplantae; Streptophyta; Magnoliopsida; Vitales; Vitaceae
Product: annexin D4-like
Exons: 4
Coding region: 1-618 (205 amino acids)
Cellular component (GO): cytoplasm
Molecular function (GO): calcium ion binding; calcium-dependent phospholipid binding
Source: RefSeq, a predicted model, not a curated record